AUGGGCACCCCGCGAGCGAAACGUCUGCUCCCAAAAAGGGCAGAUGCUGUAUCGCUUAAUCCCCGCGGCCCGAAUCUCUCCGCGGAGAAACCUGAUGAGGCCGGAGUCCCCUUUAAUCUGGGCUGUAUACAACUGUGUUUACCCAUCACUCAGAUAAAGGCAACACAACUGCUUCCAUUGUGUUAUCUCUCUAUGCUCGAGCAGAGGAGAGUGUUGGAUGUAACUUUUCCAUUAGGUAAUGAAGGGAGGAAGCCGCGAGGUGAAAUCUUGCGGUUGACCACAGCAGCUCCCAGAUCUCCUGGAGCCUCCAUCACUACUGGAACCUGGAGCAGGCAGCUGGAAUCUCGGUUCAGCUGCCUUCAUCUCAGGGCUAUUUGGGAAGAAAAACUGAUUCCGCAUCUGCUCAAACAUCUGCCUCCGCCAUUCGCUGUCAUUUUUUUGGCCCAUUUAAAGAUACGACACUGCCUUCGCCCAUCUUCAAGCUUAUAA
This is a messenger RNA of Nezara viridula (southern green stink bug), 489 nucleotides long. Lineage: Eukaryota; Metazoa; Arthropoda; Insecta; Hemiptera; Pentatomidae. The record is from the annotation of a GenBank genome assembly.